Messenger RNA from Prunus mume (Japanese apricot), 2330 nucleotides. Its product is annotated as transducin family protein / WD-40 repeat family protein. Lineage: Eukaryota; Viridiplantae; Streptophyta; Magnoliopsida; Rosales; Rosaceae. The record is from RefSeq and is a predicted model, not a curated record. Gene Ontology annotation, molecular function: protein binding.
AAUGACAAUGCGCAUAACAAAAUAGGCGCACGCACAAGUGCGUUGUGCAGUGGCAGUGCCCAUGUGGGUUGGGUGGUGUGGUGUUUGUUGGCAUUUCGAAACUCUCUCCUCUCUCUCUCUCCGUGCCAAUUGCCAAAAGCAUAAUUUUCUUUAAAAGAAAUUUGAACCUACCUACCAAUAUCUCUCUAUUUCAUACCUCUCCGUACACGACUUUCGGUGUUACUUUCGGUCUACUUGUUCUCUCCUUUUCUCCUUACGCCUUGUUUCUGUAGAACACACCACACUUUUCAAAGAUUUCUCUUGUUUUGGCUUCUGGGUUUUUCCCAGUUGGCGAGUUUUUGGCUUCCCAGAUUGAUUCCCUUUAUUGGGUUAUGCCUUCUGAAUUUCUAAAUGGGCUGAGUUGAGCAUUUUAUGGGAGGUAGGGAGGACAGCGAACCACCUCUGAAACGUGUUAAAGUUACCUUGACGGAAUCAAAGAACUCCUCAGACCACUCAUCUAUUACAGAUCCUGUUGCUUCCUCUUUGGGAGACUAUAUGGCUAGGCCUCUACCAUCCCAAGGAGAUGAAGAAACAAUUGGUAAAACAGGAGUCAUCAAAAGGUCAGAAUUCAUCAAAGUUAUAACUAGGGCAUUGUACUCACUAGGUUAUGAUAAGACUGGAGCCAUACUAGAGGAAGAAUCUGGAAUACCAAUGCACUCGUCAGUGGUCAACCUGUUUAUGCAACAAGUGAUGGAUGGAAAAUGGGAUGACAGUGUGGCCACUUUGCGUGCAAUUGAUCUCUUGGAUGAAAAGACCAUGAAAUCAGCAUCUUUUGUGAUAUUGGAACAGAAGUUCUUUGAGCUUUUGAAAAAGGAAAAAAUGGUUGCGGCCUUAGAUACUCUACGGAAUGAGAUUGUGCCUCUUCGCAUCAAUGUGAACAAUGUACAUGAACUUGCUGCCUGUAUGAUUUCUCCUUUGCAGCCUGUGCAACUUGAGCCUUCAAGUCAAGAUACUGAUGGUGCAAGCACACGAUCAAAGAUAUUGGAGAAACUUGACGUGCAACGAGAUGCUUGUGUUUUCCAUAACACUUUUGAUAGUGACCUGUCUUUGUAUUCGGACCAUCAGUGUGGAAGAGACCAGAUUCCUUCUCAGACGUCGCAGAUACUGCAUGCGCAUAGUGACGAAAUAUGGUUUUUGCAAUUUUCACACAAUGGGAAAUACUUGGCUUCUUCUUCCAAAGAUCAGUCGUCCAUUAUAUGGGAGGUCAAAGGGGAUGGCCAAGUUUCAGUGAAACAUGUAUUGACUGGUCACCAGAAACCUGUGCUGACUGUUUCAUGGAGCCCUGAUGACCGCCAACUGCUGACAUGCGGACUAGAGGAGGUCAUUAGACAGUGGGAUGUUACUUCUGGAGAAUGCCUCCAUGUUUAUGAAAAAAAUGGUGUUGGUCUUAUUUCCUGCGGGUGGUUUCCUGAUGGUAGAGGGAUAUUCUCUGGCAUGACUGACAAGAGUAUCUGCCUGUGGGAUUUGGAUGGAGUAGAGCUAGAAUGUUGGAAAGGGCAGCAAACACUCAAGAUAUCGGACAUGGCUAUAACUGAUGAUGGGAAGAGGAUCAUAAACAUAUGCAGAGAAACCACAAUAUUAUUACUUGACAGGGAGGCAAAGUUUGAAAGGCUGAUUGAAGAGGAUGAAGUGAUUACUUCAUUUUCGUUAUCGAAGGACAAUAAGUUCCUGCUUGUCAAUCUCAUAAACCAAGAAAUUCAUCUUUGGAGCAUAGAGAGUGAACCUAAGGUUGUUUCCAAGUACAAAGGUCACAAGCGUGCCCGAUUUGUCAUUAGAUCUUGUUUUGGUGGAUUUGAGCAAGCCUUUAUUGCUAGCGGGAGUGAGGAUUCACAGGUGUAUAUAUGGCAUAGAGGGUCUGGGAAGCUCCUAUUGGCUCUUCCUGGGCAUUCUGGAGCUGUAAAUUGCGUGAGCUGGAAUCCUGUGAACCUUCAUAUGUUGGCUUCAGCUAGUGAUGACCGUACAAUUCGAGUAUGGGGUUUGGAUCAUCUCAACCUGAGACGGAAAGUCUCUCAAAGCAAUGGCAUUGCCCACCUUGCUCACCAGUUUAAUGGUAGAACUUGAAAUGAUUUCUCUAGACAGUUCCAAAAAUUACUUGGGUUUGUUAACCACUGUUGUGUUCUUCGAAAGGUGUUAGAUUUAUCUAGUGAAUUAUUUUUUCUGUUGCUUUUUAUUGUUGGCAUAGCAGGCACAGACAGAAUAGUCUGUCAUCUGCCGAAUACAGUGCAAAUUAAUGACCAUAUGAAUGAUUGUAGCCAGUAGAAGUUGGUUUUAGAAGCUGUAUUAUUAAACCU